GUCUACGCGCACUCGCGUCAGUUUGGUUGUUUGCAUUAAUGGGGCUUUUUCAGUGUUUGUAGUUUUAGCCCUAGUGCUUGUCUGACCAGCGCUAACUAAUAGCAAGCGGUCGGACAGUAAAGUAGAGGCCGCGAGUCGGCCGGACUGUCCGUUUGUUUUGUUCGAAACGGAGCCGCCGAGCGCAACACUGCCAUUAUGAGCUCGGGCCAACCGAGCGACAGCAGCGAUCCAGAGGAAGCUCGGCUCAUCCGCGACUCCGACGAACUGUUCCGAGAGGAAGAGAGCGAGGAAGAGGAGGAAGAUGAUGAUGUCCGCUCGAGACCGUCGUCUCCGGAGAGUAGGUGCGAGAAUUCCCGACCUCGAGGUAGCUCGCGGCCUGACUCAGCAGCGGACGGCGGAGCUCCGAGUGCCGGCUUCAGGGCAUCAAGUGCGCGCGAGUCGCUCUUUUCAUGGCUGCGGAACCGGAGCGUGCGCAGAGGGCCGCUUGUAGAUCCGGCCCGGGAUAACUUUCGGACUAUGACUCGUCUUUAUUCCUCCAUGAGCCCUGCUACAGACUCGGUGAACCUCAGCACCCAAACUCAUGGUGCCGUGUUUAACCUGGAGUACUCACCGGACGGGUCGGUGCUGACUGUGGCCUGUGAGCAGACUGAAGUGCUGCUGUUCGAUCCGGUUUCUUCUAAACACAUUAAAACACUGGUGGAGGCUCAUGAGGACUGCGUGAACAACAUCAGGUUUCUGGAUAACCGGUUGUUUGCAACCUGUUCUGAUGACACCACAAUUGCACUGUGGGACUUGAGAAAGCUGAACUCGAAGGUGUGCUCAUUGCACGGCCAUGCUAGCUGGGUGAAGAAUAUCGAGUACGACACGCACACACGCUUGCUUGUUACGUCUGGCUUUGAUGGAAAUGUCAUCACCUGGGAUACCAACAGGUUCACAGAAGACGGCUGUCCCCAUAAGAAGUUCUUUCACACACGCUAUCUGAUGCGUAUGCGUUUAACACCAGACUGCAGUAAGAUGCUUAUCUCCACUUCUUCUGGGUACCUGCUUAUCUUGCAUGACCUUGACCUCACCCAGAGCCUAGAGGUCGGCAGCUACCGCAUCCUACGGGCCCGACGCGCCCCACUCAGCACAGGUUCUUCAACAGGCUCCAGGACAUCAGGCUCUCGCCAUGGCAACGACAACAAAGCCCAUCCUCAUAGAGAGGGUUUGUCUCCUAGGAACAGUCUGGAGGUUUUGACCCCAGAGAUCCCGGGUGAGAGGGACCGGGGGAACUGCAUUACUUCACUGCAGCUGCACCCUAAAGGCUGGGCCACACUACUACGCUGCUCCAGCAACAUGGAUGACCAGGAGUGGACGUGUGUGUACGAGUUUCAGGAAGGAGCUCCUCCUCGGCCGCCGGUCUCUCCUCGCUGCUCUCUGCGGCUCACGCACUACAUUGAGGAGGCCAAUGUGGGCCGUGGCUACAUCAAGGAGCUGUGCUUCAGCCCGGACGGUCGCCUUAUCUGCUCUCCAUAUGGUUACGGUGUGCGUCUGCUGGCUUUUGACGAGCACUGUGCGGAGCUCGAGGAGUGCGUGCCUGAGCGUACAGCGCUGCUGCGUGAGGUUCGCUCGAUCUACUCUCACAGUGACGUGGUGCUAACCUCCAAGUUCUCACCCACGCACUGUCAGCUGGCCUCAGGAUGCCUUAGCGGACGUGUAGCACUCUACCAACCCCACUUUUAACACACACACAAACACACCGUUUUCUGGCAGGUCGACCCUUAGUGGGGUUCGUGUUCAGUGUCAAAGUGCGAGUGCAGGUUUGUGUAAAUGAUUCGAGUGUUUUUACAGCAGUUUGUUUUGUGUUCUUUAAAGUGUGUAAUCUCUCCAUUUCUUUUGAAUGUACAUGUGCAGUAAUGAGAGAAAUAGCCAUUAAAUGGUUUGCAGAGUGCAUGCCUCUGAUUUGGGGGGGAGGGGGGCUUGGGCAGGUACAUGCAGAGUGCUGGUUUGUGCUCACGGUGCUAGUAAGACUGUAGGGUUUAUUUUGCAGUCUUUACACCUCUGCAUAUGACCUCUCUCUGGCGUCCAAGCCUGACCUGCAUGUCUAAUGCUAACCUCCCCCUACAACAGUAUCGUUAACAUGUAAAGUAGCUCUGAAUGUAAGCAGUACAAACUGUUAAUGUUGUAAUGGAUGGAGUUUUAUGCAUUUUGCCAAAUGUUUUUUUUUUUUAGCAGCACAGUGUUCAUGCAGCUCUGAAAUGAGCUGCUGUUUGUGUGAUUGUGUCUUCUGUUUGAAAGGCAGCUUGCCUCCUGAGACAUUAAAUGAAGACAGUUUUUGUAUGGGGGUCUAAUCUGUAGAUAGUUAAAGCAGUAUGUUUGUGUGAGUGUGUUUCACAAUAUGUGCGUCUGCUGUUAGAGAAGGUGAUGAUUAUUGGGUUAGUGAGAAUAGAUAGUGGAUAGUGACUACAAUACCUUCCUCUCUCGAUCUCUCACAUACACCAACACUCCCAGACUGGACUAGCUCAGUCAACACUGUUACGUAUACCUCAAAUUCAUGCCGUAUUCGAAGUAUGUAUGCACGCUCACUGUCGGCGAGUCACAAGCUGAGCCGUUGUGUUCUGGGAACUGCAGACAGGGAGGACUGUGAGAAAUGGCGUUAUUACUACGUGAAAGUCUUAUGCUUCCUUUGAAGUUGCAUAAUGUACACUGUCUUUAAUUUAACCUUUGAGUUAAAUGGAACGGAGGAUGAUUGGUUCUUUGGCACUGUUUGGAUUUCACAACUGAAACAUCUGGAAAGCGGGAAUGGAGGAAGUAGGUCUCGGAGGGAGCGGCAUUCCUACGCUUAGCUGUGGUCUUCUAAGCCACAGAAUCAUGUUAGUGGUACAAAACAAUAAAGUUUUUGUCACUCUUUGCCUAGAGCAUUUUGCCUGAAUGUGGUAUAACAUACUGUAAUUCAGAAUGGUUAAAUUAUAUUUCUAUAUUAAAUAUGAUUUUAAAAAAAUGUCCUACAAAAUAAAUUUUGCAGAAACAUCUGCUGUCAGUUUUAGUUAUCAACAAAAUAACUCCAUCGAGCUGGAUCAUGUUUGAGUGGGAGACAAUUAUAAUUCUUUAUUUAUUUAUUUUACUAAACCCUCCUGUUAUUCCAUGAAGUCUCUAAACCUGAUUUAACUUAACAGGUAAUGUGAAACUCCUUUAUGAGAUUAAAACUGGUUUUUAAACAGGAACAACCACACUUUUUUUAUCUGCCUCUUUGAUGUGUUUUGGUUAUUUCCAGUGCCUUAUUGGUUUGUUAAUUUUUUGGUCAGCUGCAAACCAAACCAUAUUCACCAAGAGCUUAGUGUUUACUGACUUGUGUGUCAGUCGGUUCAUGGAUAAAAGCAGUCCAACACAAAUACAGGAAAUGCUGAGCAUCACAGCCGACCUCUGUGAAGCAGCAUGAGCUGUGGUUUGAUCUGGAGAGCUCUCUUAUGGGUCAGCUUUUCCAGAACUUUGAUAUCAACCCUAAAUCGAUUUUAAAAAAUGUAAUGUAAAUAUACUGUACAAAAAGAGAGCAACAUUGCUGUUUUUUGAUCAUCAGUAUUCCCUGUGGGGGGCACAGUGCCGCCUCACAUCUGUAGUAUUCUACGUUUGUUUCUUUACUGACUGCAGAAUUUUGAAUAUUCUCCAGUUACCUUCCCUUUCCCAAAAUCAUGUAGAUAUAGGGCUAUCAUAAAUUGCCCUUAGAUGUGAAUUGUGUCCUUCAAUGGACUGGCAUCCCAUCCAUGCUGUAUUCCCACCUCAUUCCCAGUGUUCUCUGGAUCCACCGUGACCCUGACCACAAUAAAGCAGUUAGUAAAGAUGAAUAGAUGAAUAUUUGUUUGCUUUAGAUAGAACUAUUGCAACUGAUACACUAUAUUGCCAAAAGUUUUGCGACACUCCUCCAAAUCAUUGAAUUCAGGGGUUGGGGUUGGCCAUUUGGUUCCAGUGAAAGAAACUCUUAAGACCAAGAAAUUUUUGGAAAAUUUCAUGCUCCCAACAUUGUGGAAACAGCUUGGGGAUGACCCCUUUCUGUUCCAACAUGACUGUGCACCAGUGCACAAAGCAAGGUCUAUAAAGACAUGGAUGAGGGAGUUUGGUGUGGAGGAACUUCACAGAGUCCUGACCUCAGCCCAACAGAAUACCUUGGGGAUGAAUUAGAGCAGAGACAGUGAGCAAGAAAUUCUCAUCCAACAUCAGUGCCUGACCUCACAAAUGCACUUCUAGAGAAAAGGUCAAAAAGUCCCAUAAACACACUCCUAAACCUUGUGGAAAGCCUUCCCAGAAGAGUUGAAGCUGCAAAGGGCGGGCCAACUCCAUAUUAAAUUCAUGUGCAUGUAAAGGCAGAUGUCCAAAAACCUUUGGCAAUAUAGUGUAUCUCUUGAAUAUGGUCAAUAUAAUAAGUUCCAGCAUGUAAAAUUACCAAACAAGACUUUUUUCUUUAUUUAUUUGUUUUUUUUUUUAUUAAUAAUGUCUAAUAAGAAAAAGUCUAGUUACAUAUCACUGGUACAAAAUUGUUAUGGGUGUAGAAAACCAGCUACACCCUCCCAUUUUCCACUGCAUUAAUUAUCGUAACAUUCAGUGCAUUAAUUAUCACAGGUACACUUCAAUGUGAGCAGAGAUAGGCUAAUUUAAAAGUGAAUAUCACACCCCUUUUAGAAAUAGAAAUACAUGGGUUC
This is a messenger RNA of Hemibagrus wyckioides, 4673 nucleotides long. It is a transcript of the gene wdr32, whose product is annotated as WD repeat domain 32. Gene Ontology annotation, molecular function: protein binding. The coding region runs from base 196 to 1722 and encodes 508 amino acids. NCBI's taxonomy places the organism in Eukaryota, Metazoa, Chordata, Actinopteri, Siluriformes, Bagridae. Gene Ontology annotation, cellular component: Cul4-RING E3 ubiquitin ligase complex. The record is from RefSeq and is a predicted model, not a curated record. The transcript has 7 exons.